Striga hermonthica is the source of this 264-nucleotide messenger RNA. The record is from the annotation of a GenBank genome assembly. NCBI's taxonomy places the organism in Eukaryota, Viridiplantae, Streptophyta, Magnoliopsida, Lamiales, Orobanchaceae.
AUGGCAUCAAAUUCACUUUCUUCUUCUUCUUCUUCUUCUUCUUCUUCGUCCUGGACGCAAAUGCAAAACAAACAAUUCGAGAAGGCUCUAGCCAUUUACGACAAGGACACUCCCGACCGUUGGCACAACAUUGCUCGGGCCGUGUCUGGAAAAUCUGCCGAAGAAGUCAAAAGGCAUUACGAGGUCCUUGUCGAGGACCUCGAGCGUAUCGAGUCCGGAAAUUUUCCCUUCCCAAUUUAUCGACCAAACCCGUUCAACCGUUGA